Molecule: messenger RNA, 1852 nt
Organism: Quercus lobata
Lineage: Eukaryota; Viridiplantae; Streptophyta; Magnoliopsida; Fagales; Fagaceae
Product: chromo domain-containing protein LHP1
Exons: 6
Coding region: 238-1632 (464 amino acids)
Biological process (GO): heterochromatin formation
Cellular component (GO): nucleus
Source: RefSeq, a predicted model, not a curated record
GCCUGAAAGGUAACAUUGUCAUUUGGUUGGCGUGGGGUUGUGGCUUUGGGUUUUGAGAGUUGAGAACUCCGUAAGUAAAAAAACUCACACAAACAAAACCAAAUCCUUUGCAAAAACCCAAAUACCAAUCCAUUCAUAAAAAACACGCAUAAAACUUUUUGACAGUUCUUCUUUUUCCUAGUACCUUGUCUUAAAUUGUAUGUUUAUGUUUGGUUAUUUUGUUGCUUACAAAAGAAAAUGAAAGGAGGAGGGAAGAAGAGGAACAAUGGAGGAGUUGUAGGGUCUGAGCCAGCAUUGGCUUCUCCAAAUGAUGCUGUUGUUGCUGCCAAUGGUGGUGAGUCAUUGGUGGCAGAUUUGGGUGAAAAGGAUCAGACCCAGAAAGCAAAAGAGGUUGGAGAACAAGAAAAAAUACAACAACUGCAACAACAGCAACAACUUGAGCCUGAGGCUGAGGCUAAGGCUACUGAAGAGGGUGCAGCAGCAGAAGAACAAGAGGAUGAACAAGAUGAUGAAGAAGAAGAAGAUGGAGAUGAUGAUGAAGAUGAGGCUGCAACUGAGCGUCCAAAGCUCGACGAGGGCUUCUAUGAAAUCGAGGCCAUUCGCCGCAAAAGGGUUCGGAAGGGUCAGCUUCAGUAUCUAAUCAAAUGGCGUGGAUGGCCGGAGGCGGCAAACACCUGGGAGCCUUUAGAGAAUCUCCAGUCGUGCUCUGAUGUAAUUGAUGCAUUUGAAGAUAGCUUGCGAUCAGGAAAGCAUCGGAAACGCAAGCGUAAGCAUGGGACCCCGCAUACUCAACCCAAGAAGAAGCAGCAGCGUUCCACCUUUCCUGCUGAUGUGACAGGUGUAGAAAUAAACGUUGUUAAUGAAACUGUGAAAUCUAUCCGUCCCAACAAAUCAAUCCUAACUGAUCUUUCUGCCUUCCCUCAAUCUAUGUAUGAAGGAGAUCGUAAUGGGGAUAUCAAAGAAAUUACCAAGCAAACUGGUGUUGAGAAUGGUUGUGGGAAUGUUUCUCAACAAAAUGAUAACAGCAAAGAUGGAAAUGAAUAUGAUCCAAAGCUUAGUGAGCUUAAAACAAUAAUGUCUACCAAUGAGGUCAACAUGGAUAAGCUUGCAAUACAUUUUGAAGAAGCCAAAGCUUCAGAGGGUGAUGCGCCUGCGGAUGGGGGCCUCAAGACUGACUGUAUAGAACCAGCUCAGAGCAAUCGCCGCAUAGGAGCUAAGAGAAGGAAGUCUAGUUCUGUGAAGAGGUUUAAACAAGACUCUGGCUCACGUGAACCAGUUUCACAAAAUGCAACAACCAGAAGCGGUGGCUCUUUCGGUAGAGUUCAACAACCAUUUACUGGUAAUCCUGGUUUCAGAGGGGAGAAUUCAAUUUGCAGGAAUGGGACUGAUAAUUGCAAAGAUGCAUCUAAUAUCACCAGGAUUAUCAAGCCAAUUGGCUAUUCAGCUUCUGUGUCAAACAACAUCCAGGAUGUGUCGGUAACCUUUACAGCCAUGAGGUCUGAUGGAACAGAAGUGAUGGUAGAUAACAAGUUUCUCAAGGCUAACAAUCCACUUCUGUUGAUCAACUUUUAUGAGCAACAUCUGCGGUACAGUCCUACAUCAUCCUUGGACAGAGGUAUAGAUGGAGAGUGAGUUUAACCAGAUUGCAGCACCUUUGCAGUUAGCUGUAUACAGUGAUGUACUUUUGUAGUUGCAGGAGAUAGUGCAGGAUAACAAAUGCAGUCUUUGGUAAUAAUAGUGUAAAACUUAGUUAUAUACUAGCAGCCUCUCUGUAUCUCUUUUUGAUUACAUGUGUAUGAUCUGGAUAGUUAACAUGAAGAUGAUUAGAUAAUCAAGUUUACUUUUGACAUUC